Arctia plantaginis is the source of this 495-nucleotide messenger RNA. NCBI's taxonomy places the organism in Eukaryota, Metazoa, Arthropoda, Insecta, Lepidoptera, Erebidae. The record is from the annotation of a GenBank genome assembly.
AUGUCUAGAAAUGCUCAAGUCGUGGAUGGUGAGGCUUCGGAAUCGGAUUCAGAAAUAGAAAUCGGAAGAUCCCCGGAUCUAGAAUUAUCUACAAACUCUGAAGCAUUUGUUAUAUCUGGCGAGGCCCCUGAAUCUGAUGAUGAAUCCAAAUUGAAUUUAUCCAUAAGUCUAGAGGAGCAGGACGUUCCUCUCCAUAGCGUCUUACACCCUCAAGCUCCACCUCCACAAGCCACCAUAUACAACUCACUGCUUCAUCAGAAACUAUGGGAAUGUAAUAUAUCCUUCAGAGCUACCCUUGAGGGUCUAAUCAAACACACCACAGAUAUAUCGGUAGAAAAAUUGACCAGGGCUGAUAAAACUCUGCUGAAUGUACAGGAAAGUAUGAGAGCUACUAACGCCAACCUGACGCUGGCCAGAGCUCGUCUGAAGCAGCUCCACGGCGAACUAGAAAAAGCUAAUUGCAGUACUGCCUUACCUAAUAUUAAGAUUAAAUAA